This is a messenger RNA of Pochonia chlamydosporia 170, 1869 nucleotides long. RefSeq names its product basic-leucine zipper domain-containing/DNA binding domain-containing protein. Gene Ontology annotation, biological process: regulation of DNA-templated transcription. Gene Ontology annotation, molecular function: DNA-binding transcription factor activity. The transcript is spliced from 2 exons. The record is from RefSeq and is a predicted model, not a curated record. NCBI's taxonomy places the organism in Eukaryota, Fungi, Ascomycota, Sordariomycetes, Hypocreales, Clavicipitaceae. The coding region runs from base 1 to 1869 and encodes 622 amino acids.
AUGGCUACACAAUUUUCUAUGCAGCAAUUUUACAGACCUACGCCUCUGACGGUGGAUGCACACCAUGCCCAACAGAAGUAUUUUGAAGAAGACGACAAAGGUGGUAUAUUAGAUGACAGCGGCCUUGAACACGGUGUUGACUCUGGUCUGGAUCUAUCACCACCCAUGGCCAACAGCCGAAGGGAGUCAUUUGCCGUCAGCAGCACACUCUUCUCCCCCAAGACAGAAGACUGGCAGUCUGUAGACAUGCAGUCGGUGCCAUCAAACCCCUUCCCGGACCAGAACGGCGGAAAUAACAUGAACGGCCCCAACCCUUUCAUGCAAUCACAGGGUCAGGUUUUCUCCCAACAUGGCAACCAAUGGGGCAUGGGUAACGGCUCGGGCUCUGAUAACUCGAUGCAGCAGUUCGCAAAUGUGCCUACAGCAUUUGAUGCUAGCAACUCUGUCUUUCAGAGGCCAGUACCAAACCAGAACCCGUUCCAUAACCCCGGCAACAUGUUCGCCUCUCUUCACCAUGGCGAUCAGUCGAUGCCAACUUCUCCCCAGAAGGAGUGGAUGAUGCCUGCCCAAGCCGUGAACAAGAAGAUGCAACCGGGAAGCCCGAUGAUUCGGUCACACAACGAACUGAGGCGAGGAGAUGGUAUCCGCAAGAAGAAUGCCCGCUUCGACAUCCCGGCUGAGCGCAACCUGAGCAAUAUUGAUUCGCUUAUUUCUCAGUCGACCGAUGAACAAGAGAUCAAGGAGCUGAAGCAGCAAAAGCGCUUGCUCAGAAACCGCCAAGCAGCCCUUGACUCAAGACAACGCAAGAAGCAGCAUACUGAACGACUGGAAGACGAGAAAAAACAGUACACAGUACUCAUGACUGAUAUGGAGGAAGAAAUUUCUGCUCUAAAGGACAAAUUUGAAGUGCUACUACAGGAGAAGCAAAAUCUGAUGGGCUUCGUCGAGGCAUUGCGUCUUGAGAAGGAUGACAUGAUUCGCGCGCACACCCUCGAGACCGGCGAACUGCGAAAGAAAGUUAAUGUUCUCACGGAACAUGUCCAAAGACUCGAAAGCCAACCCAUGACCGGUUCAGGUCCUGGGGCCAACGAUGGCUUCUCUGAUAGCUUUGGGGGCAUGGAAGGAAUGGGAAUGCCUGGAGCCUGGGACAACCCCAACUUCCUCAAUGACUAUUCCACAGAACCGCAGCAGGUCAGACCGCAAACCUCGCUUGUGCCCGUCAAGAAGAAUGAAAGCUCCGUCAAUGUCGGCGACGGCGAGAAGUCUGGCUCACAGGGAGGUUUGCUGUUUAUGCUCUUCCUUGUUGGCGCAUUUGUCAUGUCCAGCCGAUCGGUGCCAGCUAUUCCACGCGUAUCUGAAGAUGUCCGGGCUGCGUCAGCUACUCUCCUUGACAAUGUCCUCAAGGAUGCGGGUAUCAAUUCGGCGUCAGCGGGAAUGCAAGCACUCGCUCCUCAGCCAUCCAGUGCGAACUGGGUUCACACCCGGAUCUCAAACUCAGGCAUGGGCGACAUCAGUAUGGACGGCACUGCUCCAUCGAUGCUCGAAGAACUCGGCGAUUCUUUGACUCAGCCUACUCAGGAUCAGAUGAAUGAGCAAAUCUUUUCUCUUUCGGCAGCCCAGUACGACGGGGUGAACAAUCAAGAAUUUUUGCAAAAUGCACCGGAAAGAUCUACAAGUCAAGGACGCAAGAACCUCGCAGACGCGCUAACAGCCAUGCGAGCAGCCAACAAGCAAGGCGGUGCCGCUGAUGUGUAUACUCGUUCGCUUCUCUGGGACCAGAUUCCCGGCGAUGUGGUUCGAAAUUUUGCCAAAAUGGUUGCGGAAUGCAACAACGCACAGAAUGAGCAGCAAUGCAACGAAUCACAAUGA